This is a messenger RNA of Oldenlandia corymbosa var. corymbosa, 2082 nucleotides long. The record is from the annotation of a GenBank genome assembly. Lineage: Eukaryota; Viridiplantae; Streptophyta; Magnoliopsida; Gentianales; Rubiaceae.
CUAUUAUCUUCCCAUAUAUUAUUCAUUUUGGUUCUCUGUUUCAGUAUUUUUUCUUUCCCUUAGAUCCCUUGUACUGCUUCAACUUCAUAUGCUUAUUCGGUUAUUCCAUUCUCCAUCAUCUCAUCUCCUACAUCUUUUAUUUCUGUACAAAAUAAUCAACUUCGUAGCUCACAUAUGGGGAAUUUCCGCUUAAAAUUUUGCUACCAUGAGGAAUUCUUUUGUGAUUCUUUUGCUGCCUUUAUGGGGAAUCUUCUUUUGCUUCCUUGCUGCAAUCAUGAUUCUGAGGACAGAUUGCGCAAGAAGGCCCCAAACCCCAUUGACUGCAUUGGUUCUGCCUUACACCAUGUAGAUGUUCUGAUCGGCAUGAAUCCCAUUGACUCUGAAAACCUUAUUAUGUUUAAGAUUUUGAGAUUUGUUCUAAGGAAUCUCAAAAUGUUUGUUCUUUCCUCUAGAAAGUUGAAAAACGAUGCAAGUCUUGGAUCUUUUUCGGUGAAGAUUGAAGAUACUGUUCGGGCUUUCACAGAGUUAAUUCAUGCUAUUCAUCUUGAUUCGGAUGGUUUAGCUACUUCAGAAGGUCCAAGUCCAACUGCAGAGUUUGGUCAAAUCCUUAAAUCUUUCGAGAAACAAGCAGAUGAAUUGUACACCAUUCUCUUGGGUAAUAUGCAGCAGUCAAGCUCUCUUACAAUAGAUAAAGUCUUGGAAAUCAUUAACUCCUCUCUUGAUAAUCUGGCAGAAUUUUCAAAUUUGGAAAUGGAAUUCCCUGAAUCUCUUCAAUAUUCAAUGAAAGUCUUGGGUGAACAGAUGACAACCUUGAAUGGUAACAUCCUCUUGGCCAUGCAGAUUGAUUCUGAAUUCUCGUAUCAACCGACAAUAGAUUUGUUUGAUGAGGCCCCCAAGAAUGAUAUCUCAGCCACUAAGAACUUGCUGCCUCAUGCUGAAACUGCUGCUGUCAACGCUGCAUAUAUCCUUACUAGGAAGUUUGAAGACAGAAUGGGGUUUAAGUUUUAUGCACUGGUGCAAAAAUUAAAGCCCAUUGAUCCUUAGUUCUAUGAGACUUACACUGAAGUCCUGACUAGCUCAAUUUUACUGCAAAUUACUUUGCUCCACUGAUCAAAGACUUGGAAUGAAGCACUAUUUUAAAAAUGAAUGUCCUUCUCUUUUUUGGGUGGUACUAGAAUUUGUACAUAUGCCAUGGUUCGUGAGAACCGUCAACUGCUAAAGCUGUAUGAAGGACUCUGAUCCUUGAGUAAAAUAACUCUCAAAUUGCUGCAAUAGGCAAAUAAUUUGAUAUAUAAAAUAAUGAAAGAGUUUGGAGCUGUGUUUCGUUAUCCCAGAGAGUGUCUAGGCAUUGGAGUUGGUCAGGAUUCGUAAGAAAUCAUCAAGGCCAUUCUGACAGAACUUGGGGAUAAAGAUCCACGAACCCAUGUGUAUAGUUGCAGUGAGUUUCCAUGGAAGCAUCAAGGGAACCAUCAAGCAUCAUUGGAAGCUUCAGUAUUUUAUUCAUGGCCAAUACGACUUAAGCACCAGAAUAGAUGAUAAAUGACAGCUCAAAGAAGGUCUAAAUGCAGGAACUGAGGAAUCCCCUCGUUCCAUUUUGUAACAAACUCAUGUUAUCAGCUGAAGAGGGGAGAAAUUAUUUUGCAUCUCCUUUGCUAGUGACGAGUCCAUAUCCGCCACGGAUUACCGGACCGGCCCAUCUCGCCCAAUAAAGGGUCCAACCGACUCUAUGAGGGUGGUUGAGUAAAUUGAAACCUAGUAGGAUUCAGAUAUCUACUAGGUUAUUCCAUGCCUAUAAAUAGGGUUGAUCACACCACAAUUGAAGUAUGCUAUCUCUAGCACCAAUUACAAUAUACACGCUACUUUAUAACCUUUUUCUGACUUAAGCAUCAGAGUGUCUAUCCUUGGGGAGACCUCCGAGAAUCUGUUUUGUAGAUAAAUCCUACCGGUGUUCCACUAAACCGGUGAUACGAUUCCUGGCAUCGUCAAGUGGCAUGCCCAGUGGUACGAUCCCCGUACUACAAGCACCUCACUCGAGCCUCAGCAAAAGAAGCAAGUAAAAAAACAUACCCCCCCGGAUCCUCG